Molecule: messenger RNA, 2061 nt
Organism: Paramecium tetraurelia
Lineage: Eukaryota; Ciliophora; Oligohymenophorea; Peniculida; Parameciidae
Exons: 3
Biological process (GO): reciprocal meiotic recombination
Cellular component (GO): nucleus
Molecular function (GO): double-stranded DNA binding
Source: RefSeq, a predicted model, not a curated record
AUGUAUUAAAAAAUUGUAGGAUUAAUACAAGAUGCUGACAUGUUCGGAGCUGAUAUAACACUGAAUAUUCAAAACAAAGGAAAGUUUACUUCAUUUUUUGGAGGUUUCAUGAGUUUGGUUGUUUGGAUUGCCAUGAUUUAUGUGUUUAUUUCAUAAGGAGUAGAUUUAGUAAAUAGAGUAGAUCAAUAAGCUGUCACUAGAACAAUAAAUGACAUCAGUCCAAAUGCUAGAGUUCUCAAUAUCUCUAAUUUUAUGAUUGGUAUUAAGCUCGAUGAUCCUUUAUAAGCUCUAAUGAACACCACAAAUUAAACAAUGUUUAACAUAACCAUUAAUCAGAAUCACUAUAUUACUUACCCUAAUAAAACCAGAAUUAAAACUGUAAAUGCAAGUCUAACUCUUGAAUAAUGCACAAGUCAACAUUUUUCCUCUUUGAACUUGAUAUCUGAGACUGAUGAGUUGGAGUCCUUUACUUCAUAUCUUUGUUUGCCUUUAGAUUACUCAUUUGUUUUGGAAGGUUCAUUCAAUUCUCAAAGUUUUCAAUACACUUCAAUUAAAGUUGCUCCUUGCAAAGAUUCUUCAAAUUGCUUUACAACAGACUAAUUGAACUUAUUAUCUGAAAGACAAUCAUUCAAAUUAUCGACCUUGAUGUUCACAACCAUCAUAAAUCCAUUUUCUAACGAUGAAAUUAUAUCCCAGUAACUAUUUUAGGACUUUUAUCAACAAACCAAAAAACUCUAAGAAUAAGUAUCGGAUAUAUUUUUAGAGCCUAAUACUCUCGAGAUCGAUAAUUCAGUAUUUCCUUUUGAAGAUGAUUCCUUCUUUGGAGAAUUCUGGUCAUUUCGUCUAGGAAACAUACGGAACUUUGUUAAUGAUUAUGCCGAACCUACUAGUUAUUUUACUGUCAAUCUCAGAAUUUCCUCUGAAUAUUAUUCUUCCUUUAUAUCUUAUAACAAAUUUGGUGAUUUCAUCUCAUUCAUUGGAGGAACCUUGAAAGUUAUCUCUAGUUUAAUCGGUAUCAUAGUCAUUAAUUACAAUACAGUUGGAUUUAAAUUAAUGCUUGCCAAUUCUCUUUACUCCUGUCAUAUUGAUGAUCUUUCUAAAACCAAAAAAAGGGAAGAGCAUAAUGAUAUUUUCAAAUUUAUUUAGAAAGAAAAAGAAAAAGCAGAAGCUAUGUUACAAAGAUUUAGAGGAUCAACAAAAAAAUUGCUAUAAUUUAAUAAGGUUACAGGAAUUUUCAAAUCUUAAAGAUUUACUUAAGUUUAUAAAUCAGAUACAGAUUUACUCAAAGAUGUUCAGUAGUCCUCGAAUGUUAAAGAAAUAGAUUCAGUAAAACUAGAACCAACUAGUCAUGAACAUGGAUCUAUUGACCAUCUCAAAGAUACUUUUAUCUAAAAUAUGGUUGAACACUUGCUUAUUGCUAAUGAGAAAAUUAAAUUAGGGUUGAAUUUUGUAAUUUAUUAUCUUUCUUGUUUCAGGCAUUUUGAAAAAUAUAAACGAAUUUAUAUAGUACUUCAAAAGUCAACAAUCAAUAUAAACAAUGAUCUGGAUAUUGUUCUAAUUUUGCAGAAACUCUAAGAAAUCAAUAAACUAAAGAGCUUAUUGCUAGAUUAGCAUCAAUUACAGCUUUUUAAUUAUAUCCCAUAACCAGUAAUCACAUGGCAUGGACUUUAAGUAAAAGACCCAUAAUUAUCAAAGGACUCUAUAGAAAAAGCAAAUGCAAUUGGCAAAGUCGCUAGAUAUGAUACUCGAAACAAAAUGCUAAAACUAUUUAGAGCCUAUCAAGAAGUGAAAAUAGAAGAAAAUGAAAAAGAAAUAAAUUCUCGUCUUAUCUAGUAACUGGGGCCAACUGUCCAGAAAGUGUUCCAAUAAUCUUAUUAAAUAGCAGAAGACUAUAACAAAAUGAAAUAAGAAGAAGAUGCUCAUGUCAAAACAAGUAAAAAGGCCCCUUUGAAUACCAUGAAUGUAUCUUAGCAUAAUUUAGUGGUAAAACCAACUUAAGGCACAAAUUACUUGCAUUCUAAAUCAGAUGCAAUCGAAAUUGAAGAUAUUGUUUUUGAAUGA